UCUAAUCACGCUUUCGCCGGGAAACAUGGCUCUUAAUAGGCUGCCUCCUUGCUCUGCGGCAUGGAACGGAACUCCUGAGCGCAUGCGCGUAACCACAGCCAUGAGCGAGUCUUCAUCCGUCCGCAGCGAAAAACUCCGCAGUCUUGCGCGCGACAUCUCUGAACUCGGCCAGGACGCAGCCAACACUCGACAUGACGCUCUUGAUUCUGCAGAGGAGUCUGGGAAGCCAGUUCCUCGCACCACAGGAGGAUUGUGUUUUGCAGAUGGUCACAGAAGAGUGGACUAUGUACUUGUUUAUCACUACAAGAGGCGCCAUUUCAUUGUGUCCAAUGGCAACUUGCCCUCACCGAGCUCCACCACUUUGCACAAGAACACACAGGCAGAGGUAACCGAGGUGGAGCUACAGGCAGGCCUGGAUUCAGGGCCUUGGGAAGAAGAAAAGGCCCUGAUCAGGGAGGAGUUUGAAAGAGGCUUGCUGGAGGAGGGCCUGGAGAUUGAACGUGACGAUGAGGUGCGGACAAUGCGGUUUACACGCCUGCAUGCCCCCUGGUCUGCUAGUCGUGAGGCGGAGCUCCUUAAGAUCAAAGUUCCCACUAAGAAAGGCUCUCUGUGUUUCUUAUUAGCGACUCCCUUUGUCUGGCUUUACAGGCGUAUGAGCUUGAAGGAGAGGACAGGGCUUGCAGGAGCAGUCAGCUCCAUCUGGGCGAAGAUCAGUCAGCCGUUUCAGCGGGGGUGCCAGGACCCAAAGCAGCCACAGGCCUGGGUCCUCUCCCUCCCUUUCAGCAGAGAGAAGCUCCAUCUGUUUGACAUCAAGUCGAAAAACUCCCUGUUUGACAAUGCAACACGUGGCCGUAUUGUGGCUGCUAUCCUGAGACGGACAGCCUGUACACAGACAUGUCAAGUCUUAGGCAUCAUGUCUUUACUGGCUAAAGGAGUCUAUGACUCAGCCUUUCCCUUGCAUGAUGGGGAUUUCAGUAGCUCAGAUGAGAAAGUGCAUCGCAAUGACAGACAGAGGUUGCAUGAAGAAUGGGCCAAUUAUAGAGUGUUCCUCAAAUACCAACCACUUGAGCUCAUCAGGAAAUACUUUGGGGAGAAGAUUGGUCUGUAUUUUGCCUGGUUGGGUGUGUAUACUCAACUAUUAAUUCCACCCUCAGCAAUGGGAAUUAUGGUGUUCCUGUAUGGCUGGCUAACUGUAGACAGCAAUGUGCCCCAGGAGAUGUGUGAUGGGCACCUGAACUUCACCAUGUGUCCCCUGUGUGAUCGAGUGUGCGAUUACUGGCAGCUGAAUAGCACGUGUGGCACAGCGCGUGCCAGCUAUUUCUUUGACAACCACGCCACUGUGGCCUUUGCCAUCUUUAUGUCCCUAUGGGCUGCUGUGUUUCUCGAGCACUGGAAGAGAAGACAGAGGUGUCUGCAGCACAGUUGGGAUCUGACAGGCUUGGAGGAAGAGGAGGUGAGUGAUGAACUCCGUCCUGCGUAUGAGGAUUUUCUUCUUAAAAAACAUCAAAAAUGCAAGAACAAAAAGAAAGAGGAGAUGGAUGGGAGAACAGAUGACAUAGGCAGGGAGAAGCUACUGUCUGCUAAAGGAGGCCAGCCAAUGCUUGCCUCAGAAUCUCUUACAUGGAAGGACCCGAUUGCCAGGAUAUGCAUCAAUAUGUCCUCAAUACUUCUCAUGGUUGGUAUUUUGACAUUUUCAGCAGCGUCUGGUGUUAUUCUUUACCGUAUCAUUGUUUUUGUUGUGAUGUCAACGAAUCCCGACCCUGAGGCCAAGGCCAAUGUACGAGUUACUGUGACAACCACUGCUGUCAUCAUCAACCUGCUGGUGGUUUUGGUGUUGGAUGAGAUUUACGGUGCUGUGGCAGCCUGGAUCACAGAACUGGAGAUCCCAAAGGACCGAGCAGCAUUCGAGGAGCACCUGAUCCUGAAGGCUUUUCUGCUCAAGAGCAUGAAUGCCUUUGCUCCAGUCUUCUAUGUUGCUUUCUUCAAGGGCAGGUUUGCAGGGCGUCCUGGUGACUAUGUGUAUGUCUUUGGAGAUUUCCGCAUGGAGGAGUGUGCUCCAGGAGGCUGUCUUAUUGAAGUGUGUAUUCAGCUUGGCAUAAUCAUGCUGGGAAAGCAACUCAUUCAGAACAAUGUGUUUGAAAUCGCCGUCCCGAAGCUGAAGAAGAUGUAUCGCUCAUAUAAAGAGGAGAAGGAAGGUGGGGAGAAGAAGAACAAGGAUCUGAAUCGUCCACGUCACCGCUGGGUUUUAGAUUACGAGCUGGAGCCAUUUGAGGGCCUGAGCCCAGAGUACAUGGAGAUGAUUAUCCAGUAUGGAUUUGUGACUCUAUUUGUGGCAUCUUUCCCAUUGGCUCCCCUCUUUGCUCUGCUCAAUAAUGUCAUUGAGAUUCGCCUCGAUGCUGCAAAAUUUGUCACUGAAAUACGGAGGCCGGAUGCUAUCAGAGCAAAGGAGAUCGGUAGGACUCUGGUCAAACAGAUUGUGUAUAUGUACAAUAUCCUGAGUGGGAUAAGCAAGUUUGCUGUGAUCACAAAUGCAUUUGUUAUAUCCUUCACAUCAGAGUUCAUUCCUCGAAUGGUGUAUCAAUAUAUGUACAGUGAAACAGGCACCAUGCAUGGAUAUAUAGACCACACAUUAGCAUACUUCAACACCACUAACUUCAAACAAGGAACAGCACCCAACAGCACACGCUUUGACCGAGAACUGCGUGUCUGCAGGUAUAAAGAUUAUCGAGACCCUCCCUGGUCCCCUGAGUCUUAUCAACUUUCUAAGCAGUACUGGUCUGUCCUAGCUGCUAGACUGGCUUUUGUCAUCUUUUUCCAGAACCUUGCCAUGCUCCUCAGUAUGCUGGUGGCUUGGCUGAUCCCAGAUGUGCCCCAGUCACUGAAGGAACGGCUGAAGUUGGAGAAGGUCCUGCUGCUGGAGCUCCUCCUUAGUGAGGAGGCAGCCAAGCAGCGCCGUGUGUCCCAGUGCCCUGCUGACUUCAGCAUCAGCAUUAAGAGUCCUUGGGAGGAGGAGGAGGAGGAAGAGGAGGAGGAGGAGAAGGAGGAGGAGGAGGAGGAGGAGGAGGAGAAGGAGGAAGUCACUGGUGCACAAAGCCAGAUGACUGAGAGGCUGAAUGAGCCUGGAGAGAGUAAACUCCAGCUGCCUGUGGAGAAACCUGUAGCCAUCACCACUGAGCUCCCGAGCCCUGAUGCAGACUCACCCAUUGAGAUGCCCAGCAGUCCACAGUGGCCCAUCAAACCAAACAUACCAUCAGCUCAACUUAAUCAAUCUAUUCCUCAUCUUCCAGUAAAUCCAGAGCCGUAUGGGUCCUGCUACCGAGAGUUUGACCUGGAUGGGCCUCCACCUUGGGAACCAAGGUCCAAAUUUAAGAGCCGCUGUCGGACCCUUCCAUCCAGACAAAGAGCGACGGAACCUGAGGACAGAGCAGGCAGAGCCAGCCACUCCACUAGCUAUGUAUACCUCAGCUACAAGGAUACCCUAUUACCCAGUAAGUUCUUACAUAACAUGUCAAGACUACCAUCAGAACCCUCAUCUAAAACAGAGCUCUCAGCCAGUCAUUCAUGCUCCUCAUCUAACACAGAGCUCUCAGUCUGCCAACAAGCAGCUUUACAACACCUUCUGUCCAAAGAGGAAAUCACAAGCAGUCAAACAUCAGUGGCACGUUCACCUUUCAAACCAGAGUUUACUGUCAGCCAAUCAACAGCACUGCCACGCCCUCAGUCCAGACUGGAGCUCACAGGUAGUCAAUCAACUACUCUACCAAGACCCCCAUCCAAGCCUGAGCUGAUGGGAAGUGUAGCAAAAGGACUUUCAAUCCAAAAUACAACCAUCAGAGCCAAGGCCCGCUGUCAGACUCUUCCCCCUAGACAAACAGGACCUGAUGCUGGGGGACGUUCACCUAGCGCAAGCCACUCCACCAGCUUCCCACAUCUCAGCCAAAAGAUUCCUCUCUCACCUAGUGAGUUGACACGCAACACCCCAGUGUAAAUGUAAUUGGAUAAAACAAACUCUUCCCCUCCCCUCCAACAGCUCU
Electrophorus electricus (electric eel) is the source of this 4034-nucleotide messenger RNA. Lineage: Eukaryota; Metazoa; Chordata; Actinopteri; Gymnotiformes; Gymnotidae. The record is from RefSeq and is a predicted model, not a curated record.